UCUUCAGAAAAGGCACAUCGCUAUCAUGUGGCUUCGUUAUUACUAUUUGUGUUGUUGUGCCAGAGAUGGGACUGGUGCGCUGCAAAAGAGAUGAGUCCCUGUCUCAAACGGGGAUGGUUCUUGACAGGUAACCUUGAAACAUAAGGGCAUGCAGUGAUGUCAUGAAAGAAAAGUGACCCAUGGAAGGGUAAGGAAGAAGGCCUCGUCCCUCCCAAGUCCUUGAUCCCGCAUCGUCACAGAACAAGUGAAACACCAUUUGUAAAAGUCACCCAGGUGUUAAGCAGACCCUGUGUGUGUGUGUGUACCUUGUGACUUGUGUGUGGGAUUUUCUGUGGCAUUGGGCGUCCAUGUUCUAAGCUCUUAGGGAAACAAACAUUCACAUAUAUUCAGCAUCUCCCUAGCAUCUUGGCCUGUGAUACAGAAUUAGUUCAAAGCGUUAUGAAACUCAACCCACUGGAAGAAGAGUUUGCUAUCCAAGUGGUCUAUAUGCUGGUAGAGCCCUUAGGCCUCAGUUGGGGCCGCAUUGCAGGGCACUGUACAAACAGCCAGCCAGCCAACAGCCACAGAUACACUGAGGGAAUAUGGAUACAACAAACAAUCCAACGACUCUGGGGAGGAAUUGGCCCUCCUGGGUUAGUUUCAUGGAUGGUGGAUGGCUGGUUUCAGUUGAGGGCAAAGGAAAGAAGGGGAAGAACAACAGGCCCCACUUGUCACCUGCCCAGCAAUGACCUCUGCUGUGGUGCCUGGAGAACUAUCCAGAGGGGCAUCCUGAGACGGACAAGGCAAUGGCAGUGGGGAUUUUAUCAGGGGUUUUCCUCAGGCAUGAAGGCAGCACAGAGGUGUCAGAGAGAAACUGCCUUGUGGGCAGUGAAGACUGGGAACACUGGCAGAGCGAACACAGGUUGACAUCACCAUAGGUAAGUAGGUCACCAAGUGGAGUGGGGCAACAUUAUGAACUGCCUUGAAGGUAAAGACAAGUAGCUUUUAUUUGAUACACAGGUGAAGGAGAAGCUGGCAGAGGGACUCAGGGCCUGACGUCAGAACUCCGAGAAUAAGAUCUUGGCAGAAGCAUGGUGAAGACACAAGGGGAGAAAGGGUGCAGGAGUCCAGGCCAGACAAGGGGAGGAUUCUGUAGCCAAGACAUUCAGGGAUCCGGGCUUGGACAACAAUUCUGGCUGUGUAUACAGGGGGGAAAGGCUGAUGCCAGAGGAGACGUGUAAGAAAAAUGUCAAGAUUUAGCAAUGGCCUGAUGUGCAUCCAGUUUAUUUCCAUGUCUGUGCAAUAGAAACUGGUAGUGCUUUGGGUGGGGCUAGAAUCCCUUUCCCUACCCUCUCCCACACACAUCCUGUUACUUACCUCAACACCCGCAAUGGUUUUAGUGAGUUCCGCUCACAUUUGACAUUUUGAAUGUCUGGACCCUGCAAUUCUACUGCUGUCCUUGCCUGCAAUUAACAGCCAGCAGGCCCUCUGGAGGCUUUAUCUGCCUCUGGCCAGGGACAGAAUGCUAAAAGGCCAUGUGAACAUUAACCUCUCCUGCUGCUCUGCAGUUCGGUGCCCCCAUCUCCUCCUCCACUCCUAUUGGCUGCUUUUAGGCCAGCCCCCCACUUGUGUCUCCAGACACCAUUCCUGGCUUGCUAGAGGUGCCUUUUCCUGCCUCUCUCUGUGUGCUGUCAAACAUGGCUACAGCCCAGGACAGGGCGGUUCUUCAAACCAUCUUUAACCCCAGUGCUCCUUUUGGGGACAUCCCCGCCUCAGAUGCGGGAGAGGAGGCAGAGGCAAUCCAAGGGGAAGAUGGAGCUUUCACCUCAGAGCUCCUGGAGCAAGUCAAAGAGCUGGAGCUACAGGGAGUUUUGGCAGCUGAAUCGGGAAAUGUGAACAUGGCCCUUGAGAGAUUCAGCCAGGCCAUUUGGCUCCUUCCGGAGCGAGCCUCGUGCUACAACAACCGUGCCCAGGCCCUUCGUCUCCAAGGGGAUGUGGCAGGUGCGCUGCAGGACCUGGACACAGCCCUGCGCCUCAGCAGGGGCACAGGCCGUGUGGCAUGCCAGUGCUUCGUGCAGCGAGGUCUCAUCAAUGUGCUGCAGGGCCAUGAGGAUAAUGCCAGGCAGGAUUUUGAGCAGGGAGCCAGACUGGGUAGCGCCUUCGCUCGGCACCAGCUGGUCCUGAUGAACCCCUAUUCAGCGCUCUGCAACCAGAUGCUGUUGGAGAUGAUGAGGAAGCUGCAGAACCCAGACAUCCAGGGAAGCAACUAGAGCCCAUCUGUCCAGGCAAGGGGUCAGCUGAGAUUGUUCCAGGGGAGAGGGUUGCCGCUGAAUCAUUCUGCUGGGCCCGGCAGACAGGAUGCCUUCCACGUGCCCCACAUAGAAUCCUGAACUCUCCACUGAGGCAAGGGCAGCUGAGAUCAGGGGUCUCAACCAUUUUCUUUCUGAGCCUCCCCCCCCGCCCCCAACAUGCUAUAAAAACUCCACGGUCCAGCUGUGCCUCAACAACCUUUUCUGCAUAUAAAAGCCAGGGCCGGUGUUCGCAGGUAGCAAACAGGGCAAUUGCCUGGGGCCCUGUACCACAGGGGGCCCUGCAAAGCUAAGUUGCUCAGGCUUCGGCUUCAGCCCCAGGUGGUGGGGCUCGGGACCCUGGGCUGCAGUCCUGUGUGGCAGGGCUUUGGUUUUUUGCCCUGGGCCCCAGAAAUUCUAAUGCCAGCCAUGCUUGGUCGACCCCCUAAAGCCUGCUUGCAACAUCCUGAGCAACGGCCGGAUGUUUGUGGGGAAGUUUGUCUUUUGCAGAGCCUGAGGCAUCUCAAUCCUGGCCACCUCCCCUGGCCUGGCACAAGGCAUGAUCUGCAGUGUCUGUCACAGGCAGGUUCCCAGAUGAGGCCCCCAGGCAGGUGAGCCACUUGGCAGGAACUCGCCAGGAGUGGGCCACUGUGUACAAACCAGCACAAGCCACUUCCUCCCCAGAAGCAUUUGUCGUUUCUCGUAAAGCUUUCGAACCUCAUGAGUGGAUCAGCUGAAUUGGAAUCGCGCCAUGUUCUGGACAAGCCUCCCCUGCGGCUGUUUCUCACACUUGCCUGCUCCAGAGAAGAGCUGACCCUGCUUCAGCUUGGGCAUUGGUCUUCCCUAUCACAAAUAAACUCUCUAGUUUGACUGGUGCUGGGUUCCAGUUGUGUGGGUGUAAUUAAUGUUCUUUUCACUUUUAGAUAUAAGUAGUAAUAAAAGAGUGCUCUGAAAAAACCCAGCCCCUUCCUAUGUCCCUAGCAAAUGUAGCCAUUGGGUUCUUCAGUUCCCCAGGUCCUUGUUCACAUGUCAC
Messenger RNA from Caretta caretta (loggerhead turtle), 3300 nucleotides. It is a transcript of the gene TTC36, whose product is annotated as tetratricopeptide repeat domain 36. NCBI's taxonomy places the organism in Eukaryota, Metazoa, Chordata, Testudines, Cheloniidae. Gene Ontology annotation, molecular function: protein binding. The record is from RefSeq and is a predicted model, not a curated record.